Messenger RNA from Marasmius oreades (fairy-ring Marasmius), 1536 nucleotides. RefSeq lists its product as uncharacterized. The record is from RefSeq and is a predicted model, not a curated record. The transcript has 10 exons. Bases 1 to 1536 code for a protein of 511 amino acids. NCBI's taxonomy places the organism in Eukaryota, Fungi, Basidiomycota, Agaricomycetes, Agaricales, Marasmiaceae. Gene Ontology annotation, cellular component: membrane. Gene Ontology annotation, molecular function: carbohydrate:proton symporter activity. Gene Ontology annotation, biological process: transmembrane transport; carbohydrate transport.
AUGGCGACCUCAGACAUGCAAUGGGCAAAUAACACCCACCCCAAGUGGUGGAAGGAUCCCGGGCUUCGUAAGAAUGUGGCAUGGACUUGCUUGCUCUAUCUCGGACUAUUUUCCUUUGGAUACGACAGCAGUCUAAUUACUGGCAUGAUCGCUUCCCCGCGAUGGAACGCCUACUUCAAUCAUCCCGAUAAAACUAGGCUCGGACUUAUCGUGGCGAGUUUAUACUUUCCCUCCGUCGUUUGCGCACCGUUGAUCGCGAUAAGUUUGGAUGGCCUUGGACGCAAGUAUUCUGUGUUUUUGGGGUGCUUUGGAUUCAUUUUAGGAUCCUUGAUCAGCUGUUUUGCUAAUAGUUUAGGAAUGUUGAUCGCUGGACGUGCUAUCCUUGGUGCUACAAACUUUCUCACCAUCGCUGCGUGUGCUUGUCUUAUCAAUGAGAUCCUUCAUCCCAGACUACGAGGGAUAUUCAGUGCCCUUAUGAUGACUUCUCUAAAAGUGGGUCAGAUCGUCGGCGCGUGGGUUCCGUUUGCCACCCUUUCAUGGAAGUCCGACUGGUCUUGGCGACUUCCUUUCCUUCUCCAAGCUCUGGGCGCCUUUAUUAUGAUCCCGUUUAUGCCAUUUUGCCCUGAAUCUCCUCGGUGGCUUGUCAGCAAAGGGAAGGAAGAACAGGCUUUGAUAAUUUUGUCAAAAUAUCACGCCAAUGGAGAUCACGCUGACGAACUGGUACAAAAUGAAAUGGAGGAAAUAGUGACCAACAUAAGGAAGGAGAAGGAAAACAAGCAAACAUCAUGGAAAGUCAUGUUCAAGACGCCUGGAAACAGGCGUCGGAUGGCUGUUCUAACAUUAUGUGCCACAGGUGUUGUUUUCACUGGAAACACUGUUGUAUCAAACUACGUGGCCCCAACAUUACGUCUCAUCGGUAUAACGAGCCCAGUUCAGAUCACUGGGAUUAACGGUGGCCUUACGAUCAUGUCAACCUUUUCUGCUACUGCCGGUUCAUUGUGUGUUGACAUCUUCGGUCGUCGCCCCAUAUGGCUUGGAUCCACGACCGCUGUUCUCAUUCUAUUUUCGAUCCUCACCGCUCUGAUGUCGUCUUUUAUUCAAGCUCCGAACAAAUCUCUCGCAGUUGCCUACAUAGUCGUACUCUAUCUCUACGAUAUUGCCUUCAGUUUCGCUUGGCUUCCCCUGACAGCGCUCUAUGUGACUGAAAUUCUUCCAUUCAGUCUGAGAGCCAAAGGCAUGGCGUAUUUCACCACAUUGCAGAGUCUGUUGAUCGCCGUCGCAUUAUUCGUCAAUCCAAUCGGGAUUGCUUCCAUCACGUGGAAAUACUACAUCAUAUACGUGGGUAUUAUCGUCCUACAUUUGGUACUCGUUUAUUAUCUUUUCAUCGAGACAAAAGGGCGGACCAUUGAAGAGGUUGCGCUCGUGUUUGAUAAAAUACCGGUAACUCGUGAGGGACCGAGUCUUGAACGACCUGCUGAAGGCGAAUCCUACGACGAGAAAUCUUUGAUAGGGUCUCCAAACUCUAUUCGAGUUUGA